AUGGAUCCUCGACACCUCCGACACUCGAGCAGACAUGGUGAUGAGCAACAUGUCGCCGCUCAGCAUGGGGCGGCAGACAAGCAUAUCCACCGCGUCGUAAGACAUGGCCACCGUCCCCAUGAUGCAGCACGCCAUCAUGGACAGAAGAGGAGGGACCAUGAGCGUCCAGGUCGGGGCGCGGAGGACUUCUCGAGGGCGAGAGCCGGCGUUGGCGCAACGUCAGAGCACCUGAUUCACAACUGGUUGGAGGGCACAGUCCAGGUAGACUCAACAGACAGCCCUGGAAAGGCAAAGGGCACUCGAGCUGGCCCUGAUAUCCAAUCGAGACCACAGCAGCUCAAUCUGGACUUGGGUGCCAGGGGCCAUGGCUCCAAGCGGAAACAUCGCGAACUGUCCAACAGCUCUAUUAUCGAGCCCAUGAUCACCUCUGAGAAAGCCACGAAGGGGGACGAUGACCCUGAGUCGGGCCCGUACCAGAAGCGGCCGAGGCGCAAGACCCGUGAGGAUCGGUACGACGCCCAUAAGCAGCAUUCCAGAAAGAAGAAGCAGACUCAAAGGAAGACGGUGGACCGGAGCUCGAGAAAGAAGGCGAAAUGGGGGACGCUGGGAACGGGUCAGGACAUGAUAGAUAAUUUCGCGCCCGAAAAUAUCCACGCUGAACGUAUCUCGCUACAGCCAACAACUGGAAUUUUCGGCAAUGGGAGGACAGCAACCGCAUCGAAUUCUCGUAAGCUGUUCAUUCGUGACUCCAUCCAUGAUGUUUUGGUUGCUGACGCGACUUUAGCCUCCGACCUUAUCUUCAACAAGAUGAGUUUCCUCAAAGAAUCACGUUACCAACUGCCGAAAGUCAUAUCGAAAUCCCAACAGCGACACAGGCGGCGUGAGGAUCGUGAACAGGAGGAGGUCUCAGCUUUCUUCCCGGAGGCAAGCCAACAGCCGAUGUCCAUUUCCAUCGGAGAUGCUCUGGGCAGAGAGCAAUAUCAACCAAGCAUCUCGAGUUCCAGGUGCAUUCGCCAGAAUCCCACGAGCUCGUUUGAAGAUCGCUCCCACCAUGAGUGGAGGACAUGGUCAACACACGGGUGCCCUCAAUCAAGUCAUGACCUACAUUCCCCGGCGAGGACGGACGCCCGAAGUUUCACGCCCCUCUCAAUCCGCAAAGCUGUUGAAGCAAGCGGCGUGUUCUCCGGACUCCCUGACCAUGUUCGAGCCAUUGGCCUUACAUCAACAGGCUAUGCGGAUGUGGGCCGCAGCACCCGCAUCGUGCGAUAUCACGAUCGAGGGACGACGACGAGGAGCCUCAGCCCUGAUAAUAUUACGGACAAGCACCGAGCAGAUGACCCAUCGGUGGAAGCAGCCCCUGAAAUACCUGAAGAGGCCCCCUGCCCAGAGGAGGCGUUGGGAAACAACCAAGCCCGUAAAGAUGUGGCGACGGAAACAGAGCCUGGCACUGAAGGGCAAGAGCCAGCGCAACAACCAGCUGCGAUAUUGAAAGUUCCGUUGCCCGGGAAUGGAGCGACAGAAUCACCUCAGCAAGGGCCAGCUCGGCCGCAAUCGACAAAGCGGAAGCUGGUCGAAGACCUUGAAGCGUCCGCUGCUGACGUCGCCCAAGAGGACGAACCUAGUCGCAACGAGCAACAACAAGACCCGGUACAAUUCUGUCAGACACGCCCCGACACCCAUUGGCCGGAUGUUCAUGCCGCAUCGCGAAUGUUGAGCCCUCUCAACAACAACGGUAGCCAGCCUAGCAUGUCAGCGACUUGCCAAACCCCAUUCUCGCGUACGGUGUCGGCCGCAGAGAGUGGCCCUAGCCUAAACAGCCACAGUUCAAUGGAUCUGCCUGCGGGGCCUAUCGACGCUUGGUUCUGGAAGCGGCACCGUGCCCCUGAACGAUCAGCGUACGAGCCGGCAGUAACAGGGAGCAGGCAUCUGUCUCCUCGCACGUCAGUCCACUUGAGGAGACCUCAAAUACCAGCCGAGGAGUCACGACACCAUCUGCGGGCCCCGAUUAUUCAGGGAGAGUCCGGUAACGAGAGUUGGCCGGAGUUCAUUGAGAGGAUAGAGAGAGAAGCUCAGCAAGAUAAUGGGGAAGCGCACGAUCAGGAGAUGCAUGAGAUGGACUCGCAUCGCCUCGAGGCAAGUCCGGAACGAGAAAAGAACCGGCCCAUCAUGCCCGUCGCGAUGGAGCCAGCGAUGUUGCCCGUCGAGAAGGCGCUGCCGGCCAGGUUCGAGGCCUGGCUGAACUUGUCGCACCGCGAGAAGGCGAGGGAGUUGGUGAUGGUGAGGGCGAGGGCGAUAGCUGAAGGCGGCACGGUUAGCUCUUCCCGAAGACCUGCGGGGGUUUCAACAAGUGCGGCACAUCUUACCAACAAGCGGCAGCCAGAUGAACUUGAAGGUGACGAUAGCUACGAUGGCGAGCGCGACCCACAGCAGCGGCUGGGCGUAGAUGGCGAGCCAGAAGAAGCGCGAAUCGGUGGCGUUGAUGGUCUUGGUCCCGGGCUCGCUGCUCUCAAAGACCCAGUGCGAGUCGCCGGUGCUCGGGUCGACCUCGUUCCACCACCGCAGUCCCACGAGCCGGCGUCCGGCGAUGUUCUUGAGAUAGUAGAAGUCGGCGGCGAGGAGCAGUAUCGUUAUGAUAAAGAUCAUGACCCUAGGGGAUUGUCAGUUUUGCUUGCGGAGAAGCAGCCGUGCGUUCUCGACGCGGCACAGAGCACUGCUGUCCGUCCCCCCUUCGGCCCAGGCGUGUUUGCAUCGAACUCACAAAUGCGAAAGGCGAGAAAGGUCAGCAGGGUGAUGGGAUGGGAGCUGAGGCGCCAGCUCAAGGAGCCUGGCAUGGGUUGUGCUGAUUCCAUCGCGGGCGACUUGUCUGGCGGUGCGGCGAUCAGGCGUAUGAAGAGGAACGAAAGUUGUCAGAUAAAAUGGCCAUUGUGGGGGAUGACGUCCACCAAUGCCGCCAUCCAAUCUCAGGACCUACAUGUACUCUGGUACCGAGACAGCACUUUGUCUCCGCCUGAAACAAUUGACGAGGCAUUGGCUGCUGUCGAGAGCUGGCAAGUCCUAGCUGGGAACUCACGAUGGCUUCUGCUGUGCUGCGCAGGUCGCUACUCUACGGUGAGUACCACGGUCCAAGCUUGUGCUGCCGAGAACAAAUCCCCGGCUAACCGAUCCGACACCACAGUGCCUGCAUCCUCCCAAAAAAUGCUCACCAAGUCCCUCACCCUCGCCUCCGAUAACAUCACGUACGAUCUAGAAGACUCCGUAACGCCAUCCGUCAAGCCCUCGGCUCGCUCCGCACUAGCGAGCCACCUGUCCUCUUUCUCCUCGCGCCCCGCUUCCGUCGCCGAGCUCGCCGUCCGGAUCAACGCCGUUUCUACUCCGUACGCCCUCGAGGACCUCACAGCCCUCGCUUCUUCACCAAACGUCGACGCUAUCGUCGUCCCCAAAGUCAAUUCCGCCUCUGACCUGACUUUUGUCGCGGAUGUCGUGCGCCACGUCGCCCCCGAGAGGAUAGCUUCUUCCUCCACUCCGCUAAGGAUAGUCGCCCUGAUCGAGUCGGCCCGAGCCGUCAUGGACCUCCGCGAGAUCUGCGCCGCCGGCGCCGCCCUCCCGGCGCCCUGCGAGCUCAGCGGGCUGAUCUUCGCCGCCGAGGACUUUGCGCUCGACCUCUCGCUCACGCGCACCCCGUCCCUGAAGGAGUUCCUGUACGCGCGCAGCGCCAUCGCCACGGCGGCGCGGGCGUUCGGCCUGCCCUCGGCCAUCGACCUCGUCUGCACGUCAUUCCGCGCCGACGAGGGAAAGAGGCGGCUCGAGGAGGAGUGCAGGGACGGGCGCGAGAUGGGCUUCAACGGCAAGCAGUGCAUCCACCCGGACCAGGUCGCCGUCGUGCAGCGCAUGUUUGCCCCGGCCGAGAAGGAGGUCGAGUGGGCGGUGAGGGUGGUCGUUGCGGACGAGAAGGCGGCGGCGGCAGGCAGGGGAGCGUGGACGCUCGACGGCAUGAUGAUUGACGCGCCCGUGUCGGGCAAGGCGCGGGCCGUGGUCGAGAAGGCGGAGAGGUGCGGUGUGGAUGUCGCGGGAUUGAGGGAGAAGUGGGCGCACCAAGAGCCUGAGUGA
This is a messenger RNA of Thyridium curvatum, 4107 nucleotides long. RefSeq lists its product as uncharacterized. Lineage: Eukaryota; Fungi; Ascomycota; Sordariomycetes; Thyridiales; Thyridiaceae. The transcript is spliced from 5 exons. The record is from RefSeq and is a predicted model, not a curated record. Gene Ontology annotation, biological process: oxaloacetate metabolic process. Gene Ontology annotation, molecular function: catalytic activity; magnesium ion binding. The coding region runs from base 1 to 4107 and encodes 1368 amino acids.